Helobdella robusta is the source of this 429-nucleotide messenger RNA. RefSeq lists its product as hypothetical. Gene Ontology annotation, biological process: regulation of transcription by RNA polymerase II. Gene Ontology annotation, molecular function: DNA-binding transcription factor activity; RNA polymerase II cis-regulatory region sequence-specific DNA binding. The record is from RefSeq and is a predicted model, not a curated record. The transcript is spliced from 2 exons. NCBI's taxonomy places the organism in Eukaryota, Metazoa, Annelida, Clitellata, Rhynchobdellida, Glossiphoniidae. The annotation marks the transcript as partial.
AUGCAUGGCAUAUUCCUGUGUGCCCAUUGUGAAUUCUCAUCAGAGAUAGCUGAUGUAUUGGAGGACCAUCGCAAAGUCAGUCACCCGGGUCUCUGCGGUCGCAAGCUCUGCAAGAAAUGUCGAGUGCUCUAUCAGGGUGAUGAGCUGGAGGAACAUGAGAGGUUGUGCAGUGGAGAGAAGCAGAACUGGAUUUGUCCAAUAUGUCAGAAGGAGUUCAAGUUUCUGAGUGUCAUGAAAGCACACGCUCGUGGCGGUGAGAAAAAAUUCCGAUGUGACUGGCCGAACUGUGGCAAGGCCUUCUGCCACACAGACAACCUGAAGGUGCACUACAGACGACACACAGAUGAGAAACCGUACAAAUGCGACAAAUGCGCCUCAUCCUACCGCCAGAAAAGUGGCCUCAAGUAUCACUUGGAGAAGGCACAUGAU